This is a messenger RNA of Cynoglossus semilaevis (tongue sole), 8646 nucleotides long. Its product is annotated as diacylglycerol kinase zeta-like. Gene Ontology annotation, molecular function: ATP-dependent diacylglycerol kinase activity; protein binding. Lineage: Eukaryota; Metazoa; Chordata; Actinopteri; Pleuronectiformes; Cynoglossidae. The coding region runs from base 1349 to 4630 and encodes 1093 amino acids. Gene Ontology annotation, biological process: phospholipase C-activating G protein-coupled receptor signaling pathway. The record is from RefSeq and is a predicted model, not a curated record. Gene Ontology annotation, cellular component: glutamatergic synapse; plasma membrane. The transcript is spliced from 37 exons.
GAAUAAAGUUUCAAGUAAAUAUCCAAACUACAGAUUUUACGCAUUACAGUUUUUUUUGCAGUUUCUGGAAAUGAAGUCAGUAAGUUCAGGCAGCUAGCUGGUGAGCUACUAAGUAAGUUAGUGAGUGAUUUUAAGUCAGGCAUGUGACAGAGCAGCCAAGUGUGAGGCCCUUUAGUUUUUGUCAGAGUGAACUUCCUGGUUUCAGCCAGGAAGGCGGUGCAGAGAGAGAGAGAGAGUGAGUGUAAAAGAGUAUGAAAUGUGCGCGUGUGUGUGUAUCGUUCUCACAUGUGGUCAAGGAUCUAAGUGAGAACCAGAAGAAAGACGGAGAAGAGGAGGAAAAGGAAGGUGAAAGGUUGAACUGGCCAAAGAAGAAGAGGAAGAAGAAAAGGAAAAUAAGAAACUAGAAACAGAGGAGGAAACAAGGGUGGGGGAGAAGGAGGAGGAAGAAGAGUGAGGAGGUGAGGAGGACCCAAACCUAUUAAAAUAAACCAAAAAAACAAACAAAACCAAAACAAGCCAUAACACUGACUUAGUGAGGAGGAGAAGGAGGAAUGCUGGGAGGGAUUAUCUGUCCCUCAGGACUGAACACUAAUCUCUUACACACACACACACACACACGCACGCACACACACACACACACACACACAAACGAGGACACCCUAUUUGUGUUUUGUUAAAAGACCUUCGGAUUAUGGCCUUCUCCACAAGGUGGCCGUGUUUAAAGUCCUGCAAGUGUUUUUGCUCCACUUGAAUUUCCUUUUUUAAUAUCUGUUGAAUCCCUCUUUAAUAUUUUCUAAGGCAGCUUUGUUAGUUGUAAGAUCUGUUGUCUGCCUUGUCUUUAGCUUUAUUUCUUAUGUUUCUGUUAGCUUUUUUAUGGCUUUUCUUAAACUUUAGUAUUUUUGGCCAUAUUACAGUUUUUCCUUGGUUUACUUUUUUAUGCUUCUUUGCUAACACAUACAGUAGCUAUGUUUUGUUCUAGCUAUCCUAACUGCUUUUGCAGUAUAUUGUUUGCCAAACCUUUAUUAUAGGAUAUCUAUGAACUAAUGGACUUUUCAGCUUUUCUUUGGACAAAGUCACAUUUUUUGGUCAAAAUCUAUUCUCUCAAUAUGUUGGCUUUUAUUCAUUAGUUGCCAAAUCUUAAGUUAUUUUAGCAAACAUUUUUUUCACAGCGAAACACUUAAACAAAUGUUAAACAAAUAGACCAGUUUUUAUUCCGUAUGAGCAUUCAGAUGAUUAUUGAUGGGACCGUUGGACACCUUUUUCCUUGGGAAGUUUUGCUGCUCACAGUGAAUAUCAUGCAAAAAACCUGCCACGUCAUGUGACGCCUGUGACUGUACAAUAGCCUGUCAUGGACUCGGAACUUUGCUUCUAUCUGGGACCUGAAGCUGCAUCAGUAAUGGAGGAACAAAGUGAAGAGACAGAAAAAGAAGAAAUUGUGUUAGAAAAAAUGCAUGAAGUUGAUGGAGAAUUCAGCUCUGGAUCCUCCUCCUCUUACUCCUCCUCUUGGGCCUCCUCUACUCUCCAGCCAUUGGCUUCUUCCUCUGCCCCCAUCUGCAUGGAUGAAGAGAAGGAGGUGCUCAGCGGCUGCUCCAAGUCCUUCACUGGACUGAAGAUCUUCACCAGGAGAAAAGCCAUCUCUAAGUCUGGCCUACACCACCUGCCCUGUCAUCCUGGCACAUCGUCUCUGAACAGGACUUACCUGAGUGAAGCCAGCAUCCGUAAUACAGUGGACUGGACUGACUCUGCUGUGUAUGGAGAUCAUAUCUGGUUUGAGACCAGUGCCUCUAGUGAUCAUUGUUAUGUGGGAGAACAACACUGCAUUGCCAGAGCCAUGCAAAAGUCGGUCAGUCGCAGGAAAUGUGCAGGCUGUAAAAUAAUCGCCCACACCAACUGCAUAGAACAACUGGAAAAGUUUCCCAGCUCUAAGGCCAUUCUUUUGGAGGCCACGCUGCCCCUCAGUGACCCGAACUUUAGAAUUAAUUUCAGGUGUAAACCGUCUUUCAGAGAAUCAGGCUCCAGAAAUAUCCGAGAGCCCACUUUGGUUCGUCAUCACUGGGUGCAUCGGAGACGACAGGAUGGCAAAUGUAGACAGUGUGGGAAGGGCUUCCAGCAGAAGUUUGCCUUCCACAGUAAGGAUAUUGUGGCAAUCAGCUGCUCCUGGUGCAAACAGGCUUAUCACAACAAGGUUUCCUGCUUCAUGCUCCAGCAAAUAGAGGAGGCCUGUCCAAUAGGUGCUCAUGCAGCUCUCAUAGUUCCGCCCACGUGGAUCAUCCGCGUCAGACGCCAUCAGUCAUCCAUGAAGUCGAGCAAAAAGAAGAAGAGAACGUCGUUUAAGAGAAAAAGCAGCAAGAAAGGAGCAGAGAUUGCACCUUUUUUCCAACAGGAAGGACGACAGUGGAGGCCGUUUAUAAUCCGCCCCAUUCCGUCUCCUCUGAUGAAGCCCCUGCUGGUGUUUGUCAAUCCUAAAAGUGGAGGAAAUCAGGGAACCAAGAUUCUGCAGUCGUUUAUGUGGUUGUUAAAUCCCAGACAGGUGUUUGAUCUGAGCCAAGGUGGACCAAAGGAAGGCCUGGAGUUGUAUCGUAAAGUCCAUAACCUCAGGAUCCUGGCCUGUGGAGGAGAUGGAACUGUGGGGUGGAUUUUGUCCUGUCUGGAUGAGCUGGCAUUAAACCCUCAGCCUCCUGUUGCUGUGCUACCCCUAGGAACAGGAAAUGACCUAGCCAGGACCCUCAACUGGGGAGGCGGCUACACUGAUGAACCUCUGUCUAAAAUUCUGUCCCAUGUGGAGGACGGAACGGUUGUCCAGCUGGACAGGUGGAACUUGCAGGUUGAACCCAACCCAAUUGCAGGAGCAGAGCCUGAUGAGCAGCAAACAGAUAAGCUUCCUCUGGAUGUUUUCAACAACUACUUCAGUCUUGGUUUUGAUGCCCAUGUGACUCUGGAGUUUCAUGAAUCUCGAGAGGCAAAUCCUGAGAAGUUCAACAGUCGUUUCAGGAAUAAGAUGUUCUAUGCUGGGACGGCAUUCUCUGAUUUCCUCAUGGGAAGCUCCAAAGACCUGUCCAAGCACCUCAGAGUGGUAUGUGAUGGGACAGAUCUAACGUCAAAGAUUCAGGAUUUGAAGCUGCAGUGUCUGGUUUUCCUCAACAUUCCCAGGUACUGUGCAGGAACCACACCGUGGGGAAAUCCCAGCGAUUACCAUGACUUUGAACCUCAGCGACAUGAUGACGGCUACAUCGAGGUCAUCGGAUUUACCAUGACCUCUCUGGCCACCCUCCAGGUUGGAGGUCAUGGUGAGAGGCUGAACCAGUGUAGAGAAGUGACCCUCACCACCACCAAACCUCUGCCUGUACAGGUGGACGGUGAACCGUGCCGACUCGCUCCCUCCACCAUUCACAUCAGCCUCAAGAACCAGGCCAACAUGGUUCAGAAAACCAAGAGACGAACUUCACUGCCACACCUGAAUGAUCAGCAGCCAGUUCCAGAGAGGCUGAGAAUCAGAGUGAGCAGGAUCAGCAUGUCUGAUUACGAGGCUCUGCACUACGACAAGGACAAACUGCGACAAGCAUCCAUUCCUCUGGGCCUGAUUGUGGUUCCUGGGGACAGUGACUUAGAAACUUGCCGUGAGCACAUUCAGCAUCUGCAGGAGGACUUCUGCUCUCACCACCCUCUCUCCUUUACAUGCUUGGGACCACAGGAGGAUGCUGGAAAACUGAAGAAUGUCUCCACGCAGAGACUGUCGCCAAAGUGGUGUUUCCUUGACUCCACAACGGCAGAUCGGUUCUACAGGAUCGACAGAGCACAGGAACAUCUAAAUUACGUCUCAGAAAUCUCCCAGGAAGAACUUUUCAUCCUGGACCCAGAACUGGUGGUUACCAUGACAGUCAGCACCUCUCCCACUACCAGUGCUGCUGAAGUGACACACACUGAUGCUGAGUCCAGUCAAAAAGACAACAGGAAAGACUCUUCUGAUCAGUCGGCGGACAUCUUUGUUUAUCCUGUUGCAUCUUCAUCUUCUGAUCACAGUUCCUCCUCUGAGAGACAGCGCCCGAGCAGCGACAGCUCCUCGGUCACGGCCUUGACAUUCAGUGAGACGCCAGCAGUGUGCAAACUCACCAGGUCUGCCUGCAUUCAUCGCUCCAACACCAGUGCUGAUUUUAAGCCAAGCCAAAGACAAGAGGAAAACCAGAGGAGUGAAACGGAGCGAGAGAGAGAAAAAGAACUGUUGAUUGACUGUGUGAAGAACCAGGAUUUUAAAAAGCUCCAGGAACUGCACCAGAAGGGGGCAGAUCUCACAGUUCUUGACCAGUCAGACUGCAGCCUGCUGCACCAUGCUGUCAGCACAGGAAGUAAAGAGAUGGUUCGCUACAUUCUGGACAACGCUCCGAAUGACCUGCUUGACGUCACAGAGAAGCUUUACGGUGAGACAGUCCUUCAUCGAGCUGCGUCUCUGUGCCACAGAACCAUCUGUCAUUAUCUGGUUGAAGCCGGAGCUUCACUGAUGAAAACAGACCUUCAGGGGGAUACGCCAAAAAACCGAGCAGAGAAGGCACACGAUGCUGAACUGGCUGCCUACCUGGAGAACAGACAGCACUAUCAGAUGAUUCAGAGAGAAGACCAGGAAACAGCUGUGUGACAGUGAUGUCACCCUCUCACUGAGCAGGAGCAGCUGUCUCCUUUUUCUUCCCUUUCCCAAAGACAGUGGGUCAUGGAUGCUGCUGUGAGGAAAGGAUUCCUGAUAUGGGUCCUUUCUGGGAAGCUCUAUGAAGCUAGGUCAUCAUGUGUGGUGAUCAGACUGAGGAGGAGGAAGAGGAGGAGGGUGAAGCUUGUCUUAAUGAAAGGGAAGAUUAUGACACGAGUUCGGGAGGCGGUAGAGCUCCUCUUUGACGUUUGACAUUGACUUGUUCGAGAGUCGACUCGAUUUCCUCCACCUUUGAUUCCGUUUCAUCUCAAACACUGAAGUGAUCGUCUGCCAUGAAUUAAUCCUACCGCCGUGAUUCUGUGUGGCUUAGCUGUUCCAGUAUUAGUUUGAAAUCAAGUUCAGCCGAACUAGUGUAAAUGUUUUUAGUUGAGCCUUUAAAUUUUUAACGAGGCUUUCAGAGUCUCACAGACCAGAUCAUGGUUGUUUGUGUGUUUGCCUUGGAUUAGAUGUCAACAGUUUGUCCAGUGAAAUCAGCUAAUAGUAUCUCACAAAAUGUAGAUGGAGAUGGAUCAGCAACAGUUCCACUUCCAGAACUAAGGGGGUUCAGUUGAAUCAUUGAAGCCAAUGAAAAUCAUAACAGCAGUGUUUCUGUUAUCAUGUAUAGAGAGGAUUAAAAAACAAAGAAAAUGUAAACUUUAAUCUUUUAGUCCAGUUUUUUAAUCUAGUGUUGAUUUUCCUGAAUUUCCUACGAAAGCUAACAGGAGCACAAACGUCCUGAGAAGUUGGCCACUCAAAUGGAGCCGUAACAGGUCACAGUACAGUCUGAGCUCCAGUAUGAACAAGGACUGAAAUCAUUUUCAGUUGUAGUUUUUAACAUAGUUGGAUGUUUCUGAGUUGAGGUUGGACGAUUUGUACAGUAUGUGUGUGUAUUGUAUUUGGGGCCAAAGUACUUCCUGUAGAUUUGUGGCCUACUGUAAAUGGUAACAUCUCAUGAAGAACCACAAUAUCAGGGACCUUUUGUUCAAUUUCAGAGCCUGGUUAAUCUGGAUUUGAUUUUCUGCCUGCGUUACUUUUAGGGGUCUCAGCUCAAACCACUUUACCACUGGUUUGCUCCUGCAUAUAAAGUCGCCCCCCUAAAAAAUGCCAUACUGAUCAAAUUGGGUAUCCAUGAACUGUACAUCAGUCAAACAGUGUUGAAGAAACGCCAACUGAAGUCACUGUUUUAUCAGUGAUUUCAAAGGUGUCAGUGUAAAUACCUUCUAAUGUGUUAUAUCAAUUAAAACAGCAGAAAUUAGUAUAGAAUAAUUUAUCUGAUCAUCAUGAUCUGAUCAUGUAGUAAAACACCAAAAUAUUUUGGGUCAUUAAAGUUCAUUCUCUGAUUGGCUGAACUGCUAAUAUCCACAGUCCAGUUCUGGAGAUAAAUAUGAAACCUUUUUUUUCAAGUUAAAGAACCACCAACUGCAUUGAGAAAAAAUAAAGUGAGGAAGGGUCUCUUGAUAUACCCAACUUGUAAUCCUUUAUCAUCACACUGCCCCCUACUGAUAACAGAUAAUGGAAGAUUUUAUUCAUUGUGUCAAAGUAUCAGGGGAAAUGUAUGGCUGAAAUGUUCUCUGCCAUAGACUUAGCAAAAUGGAGAGACUUCAUAGACAAAAAAAACCAUUGUAAUUUUUUAGUACAUUGCCUCCUACUGGCAACAGGUAAUAUUUUACCAGAACAAAAGUAGGUGUAUGUAUCUCUCAGAAGCUAGACCAGAGCAGUUAAUAUUUAUCCUUCCUUGGUUGUCAUAGUGCCACCUAGUGGACAUACUUACUGGUCCUAUCAGCCUCUACAGAAGGUGCUCCGGCUGUUUCAGUGCUGAAGUUUUUCUGAGUCAAACAAGUUAUUUAAAUAAAAAAUAUAAAUAUCUGUUAGUAUUGAACAUUAACGUUUUAUUGCUGUAAAAUUGAGAUGCAAUAUCUUGUUGCUAUAUUUCUGUAUCCACUGAUGUGAUCUUUAGAAAGCUGAAGUUUAGUCUUUGUGGUUAUGAUGAACGUCCUCCCACUAUGAGUCAACACAGCGGCAACUGCUGAAGCUCAGCACUGACACAACAACCACAGCAGCCUCUCGUCAGUUCUUCCCUUCGGGUCUUAACAUCUGAACUGAGUGGGUGUUUUUAAGACAUCACAGUAAAUUUGUACAUGUUCUGAUUUUCUUCAUCAUGGUUUAUCUUUGCCUGAAAUUCCCUUUAACCCUCUCAUGCCUGUGGUAAAACCUAAUGUAAGCACAUUCCUUUUAAAUAAAUGGUUUUAAUUUUCUAAUUCACUUUCCAUUUUCCAUCAAAUGUAGACGUCUAAUGUUUAUCCAUUUAGGAGCUAAUGGCUAACACUAUAAUAGUUAACUUAUUCUUAUUUAGAAAAUAAAAUCUUCAUGUAUUUUACAGUAGGACUGUUUAAACUCACUCACUGCUUUCCAACCUUUUUUUCAAUGUGACCCCAUUCUGAUUCAAAUUUGGGGCGACACUGGGAAUUUUCUUUUUUCUAGAAUUAGUUUUGGAUCUUUUUUUUCUACUAGAAAAAUGCAGCAACUAGAGUAUGUAGUCGCUUGUGGAGUCAUGUGAUUGCAGCCUUCAGUCAAGAUGCACCGGCUGAGUUGUUUUUAUUUGCCCAAAUUUAAUUGUAUUUAUGAUACGAAUGAAGCUUUGACAAGUUCUACCAGCCACUGUCAAGGUGCACAGUAACUGUAGUAACUACGGUAACUAAUGAUUUAGUAUUGUGGUUUUUUCUUAUUAAUCAUCACAUCCCUUUAUUUUUCGGAUUAGUCACAAAUUAAAAAAGGUUUUAAACACAAACACCAACCUGCUGUUAGUCGUUAAUCAGAAUGUUUCCUUGGCAUCUGUAACCUUACAUUUGUUGGCUGUGACCUUACUCAGUCUGUAAAGUCACUUCAGUUCAUCUUUGUUUGCCUCACAUGGCCAUGACGUGGAAGUACGCUCUAGGAUGGAAGAUGUCUUGGCGACGUCUGGACAGACAGUAAAAUGUGAAAUAUUGAACUUUACAAUUCAAUACUUUUACCCUGUCUGUAAGGAACUGUGGUUGCAGGUGUGUCCAUAAGGGCUAAGGUGUGUGUGACGUAGUUCGGGUAGAGCCUGUGAGCUGACUGGAGAUGCUGUUGGAGAGACGAUGUAGAGAUGGUUUGAACAGUCAAUAUGCUGAGAAGAGACACUUAAAAGACGCCAGAGAAGAUUUAUGGAUGUGUGAAGGAGGACAUCAAACAGCUGAGGAGUCAAAGAUAGAGAGUGAUGUGCUGCAGCGACCCCUCUGGGGGGAUAGUUAAAAAAAAAUUGUCUUCUAGCCAAUUUCCAGCCACAUUAAACAAUAACAACCUUUGAUUCUUUUUCACAUCACAUUAAUUAAUGUUCACUUACACUUAUUAAUUAAUUCACUGUCCACAAGCUGAAGACAUAUUUCUCAUAGCUUACUUUACAUUAUUUAUUCUCAUUGCCGCAAGCUUUAGCGUUAUCUUUAUUUUUAUAUUUUUAGAUAUCAUCCUGACCAUUUUUUUGGCAUUUUUCUGUGUGUAUUUUAGCUGCCAUUAAACCAUUUAGACCUGACAUACGUUUCAGUUUGCGAUCAUUGAGCUACUUGUCUUUUAAACACAGUUUUAACUAUACGUUGAAGACAUCCGAGUUUAAAUUGGAUUGUGCUACAUUAACUUUCUUUCUUUGUGUUUUUCAAGGAACUUUUUUCUCAUCAAUGGCUCCCAAAUGUAAGUCAGACUCUUCAGAUGUUUAUUUGUCCUAGAUUAUGAUGUUACUGCUGUGUUAGUGUAGAGAAGUGACACAGGUACUGUUGUACAGUAUGUGAGUUCUGACUUACCGUGAAACACAGUCAUGUCAAAGGCCCCCCUGUGAAUUUGACCUAAGGUAUAAAAUAUUGCUGUUGGACACAUAAUAUACGUAGAUAGCAGCAGUGUUUUAACAACCUCUGUGUGCUAUGAUGCAAAAUGAGAGAAGCAGAGAAGUACUGCAGUUG